Molecule: messenger RNA, 600 nt
Organism: Debaryomyces hansenii CBS767
Lineage: Eukaryota; Fungi; Ascomycota; Pichiomycetes; Serinales; Debaryomycetaceae
Exons: 1
Coding region: 1-600 (199 amino acids)
Source: RefSeq, a predicted model, not a curated record
AUGUCAGAACAAAGUGACGCUGAACAAAGGAUAGUGCCAGACUCCAGAUUCAAAUGGCCAAGACCAUUUGGUAACUUGACAAGUGCCAGUGCUUAUCCACCAUGGAAGCCAGUCGAUACCAAGAAGGAAACGAGCCAGAUUUUUAGAUUUACCUUCUACACAACGGUUGGUGCUUAUGCAUGGUUAUACUUGUGGAAAAGAACCACAUUCAAGAUCGGGUUGCCAAUGACGGUUGUUACGUUUGCUACAGUCGCUACUGCGUCGAAGGGUAUGAUCACCAACUUGAGAGAAAAGAACGACGGAUGGAACACAUUCUGGGGAGUUGGUCUUGGUAACUUAGCUUGUUUGACUGCCGGUUUCAAGAACAUGCCGGUCAAACACAAGGUAUUGACAGGUAUUUCAGGUGCUGCGAUAGCCGCAGUCCUUGACCACUGGUCUUGGUCACAAUCUGCUAGUUUUGCCGGUAGAGACACCAAGCACGUUAUGGCUAAUACCGAUGAAGAAUUGCCAAAGCAACAAUUCUGGGAUGUCUGGAGAAGAAGACCAUUAUCGCAAACCGUGGAAGAAAUGGGUUCCGGUCGUGGUAUUUUCAAGGCGUAA